CUUUGGAGAGUAUUUGCGCGUGAACAAGACGCGUUUUGGAUUUAGCAGAUUUGGAGUGUUUGCAAAGUUCCAGCGCGAGGAAAAGACAGAAAAGUUCCCAGAGACCCAGUUUGGAGGGAGAAUGAUCCUGCGGGGGGGCCAGCUGCCGCUCCAGUGAGAACAUGGAGUCCUGCUCAUGUGAAGGAGGCGUCGGGUGGAGGCUCCGUCCUCUGGUCCUGGUGGUUCUGCUGUGGAUGUCUUUGCAGAGCAGUGUACUGGGCUGCAGAUCCACAAACUGUAACGUGGUGCUAACGGAGGCCCAGGGGGAGUUCACGUCGCCCUGCUAUCCCCAGAAAUACCCCAAUUCACAUUCCUGUAAGUGGACCAUGCAGGCUCCUGCUGGCUUCAUAAUCCAGCUCUCCUUCCUGGACUUUGAUCUGGAGGAGGCACAGGGCUGCAUCUACGACUGGGUUGUGGUGAACACCGGUAACACGGACGUUAAGUUCUGUGGCCUGACAGCCAACGGGCUGACGCUGAACUCCACAGGGAACGUGAUGGAGCUGUCCUUCACCUCCGACUUCAGCGUGCAGAAGAGAGGGUUCAGUGUGAGCUUCCAACACGUUGCCGUGGCGCUGAGGAACCAGAAGGUGAAGGUAACUGGCAGUAACAGCCAGGUCACCACGGUCGCUAACUCCGUUUCCAUACCGACGCUCACUGAACUGACCAUCUGUUUUGAGGCGGAGCGAAGGAGCCAGAAACAGGAAGAAUGGCUCUUCACCUACGACGACGGGAACCACGUGGGGCUGAGUUUUGGCUUCAGUCAUUCCGAGAUGAAGAUGGUUAUUGACGGAGUGGUCUGCUCACUGGCGUCCAUCCUCACCUCUGCAGACUUUACGUCCACCAUGAGGCUGUUCUGCGUCCUGUGGUCGUCAUCAGAUGGCCAGGUGGCAGUUUAUUUUGGUGGAAACCACUUGACAACGACCUGCCCCUCCUCCAGUCAGCACUCUGUGCCGGCUGGAGGAAGCUUCCGGUUAGGAGGUCAACAGAACUUCAACGGGAACAUCUACAACCUCCGGCUGUGGAAUCGGGCCAUGACGGUGCAGGAGCUCAGCGUCCUGACCUGCGACGUGGAGGGGGAUGUCAUCGACUGGGACAACAGCCACUGGUCCAUCCCAUCCUCCCUGGCCGAGACGGACAACACGCUCAGCUGCAUCUGCUACCCUCACUGCAUCCGCUUAACUGCUGCUGCGCCAGCUAGUGGUGCCAACAUAGCUCUCACAACCAGCUGUGACUCGCCUGAACUGGGCUGCCCAGCAGCUUCCUCCCCCACCACCUCAUCCACUGUCUCCACUAACACCAUCCAUGCUACUAAUGUCAUCACUGACGACACUUUUUCUCCUACCAUCUCCUUCACUGAAACCACUAACACCAUUCAUACUUUUCAUGCCAUCACCACCUACGUCCCCCCUUCCAUCCAUUCAACUGCAUCUCCCUCUACUAGCAUGCCCCUAACCCCACCCAACAACAGUACCACCAGCAGCACAUCCAGCUCCUCCUCUUCCUCUGCUGAACAGAUAACCAGCAUCACAGCAACCCUUCCAUCUGCUCCCACUAACCACCCAGCUACUAACCCAACGAAGCAUGGAUCGAGUCCUCUGCUGCUGUUCUUAACUACCACCCAGCCAGCGACUAACAUAGCUGAAACUACCGUCUCCUCUCUGGAAGGUUUGUUCUACCGGGCCUCCUUCGUGGUGGAGUCAGAGCUGAGCCUUCAGGCCGUGGAGCAAGCAGUGGCCCAGUGGCUGAAUCAAACAUUUGAAAGCUGGACCCAUGCAGUGAAGAGCAUCAGCAUUCAUCCUGAUGGGCCGACCCAACAGAACUCCAUCAGGUACACCUGCCAGGUGCUGUUGGUGAUCUCCAACGAGAAUCUGGAUAAAGCCAACGUGUCUCUACAACUGUCCAGCAGAACUGGUCUUGCCAGCUCCAGUCUGCAGGUUCAGCCCGCCUCCAUAGAGGUCCAGUUAAUUGAAAACUGUCAGGAGGACAGCCUGCUUCACUACCGCUGGCCGCAGACCAGACCUGGAGUCACCCAGUACCUGCCCUGCUUCCCCAACAAGGACCAGAGUGCUUCCAGAAUCUGUUUGAUAGAUCCAGAGAACUUAUCCUCCUACUGGUCCGCUGCAAACUUCACCAGCUGUGCGGUUACUGCAGAAAAUGCAGCCGAUGUCGCCGAGCAGCUCGCCAACUUCACCAAGAACAACCUGUCAGAGGAUGAGGUGUCUCAGGUGGUGACGAAGGUCCAGGAGCUGGUGAACGUGGCCAGGAUCGACACCACAGUGGCCGAAACCGUCGUCAACAUCAUCUCCAACGUCAUGGUCAGCUCCAAGCUGGUGCUGGUGAACUCCUCCAGGAAUGCGUUGAGGGCUGUGGAGGAGUUGGCCCAGAAGGUGGAGUUUGAAGGUCCGUCCAUUAACAUCACGUCCAGAUAUCUGGCACUGGGGAUCCUGGCCCUCAACACCACCACGUUCAACGGGACGUCUUUCAGCGCCUUCAUCCCUCCAAACUCCAGCGAUCCUAAGAUUGAGUUUGAGCUGACGGACAACCCGUUGGGCCAGGUGGCCCUCCCCAGCUCGCUGCUGUCCGGCGUCUCUCUGAGCGAAUCCGACCGAUCGUCUCUGUCCAGGAUCAACUUCGUGUUCUUCAGCAGCACCAACCUCUUCAAGAAGGAGCAGACCAGUCUGUCUCUGAACAGCUACGUGGUUGCCAGCAGCGUUGCGAACUUUUCCAUCACUGACCUAAAAGAUCCAGUCAGGAUCGAGAUCGCUCACCUCUCUGACCAGACUUUUUCCAGUCGACUGUGUGUGUUCUGGGACUUCAGCAUGAGCAAUGGUGAUGGAGGCUGGAACAGCACAGGCUGCAGUGUGUCCAGUGACUCCAACAGCAACAGAACCGUCUGCCUCUGCAACCACCUCACACACUUUGGGAUCCUCAUGGACGUGUCUCAGGCUUCAUCCCGAAUCAGUCCGGUUAACUUAAAAAUCCUGACGUUCCUGUCUUACAUCGGCUGCGGCAUCUCCGCCGUCUGUUCUGCUGCCACCCUGCUCACCUACAUCGCCUUCGAAAAACUGCGGCGAGACUACCCAUCUAAGAUCCUGAUGAACCUCAGCACGUCCUUGUUGUUUCUCAACAUGGUGUUUCUGCUGGACGGCUGGCUGGCCAGCGUGGUCAGCAGCGAGGGGCUGUGCUUGUCUGCCGCCGUCCUCCUGCACUACUUCCUGCUCACCUCCUUCACCUGGAUGGGGCUGGAGUCCGUCCACAUGUACAUCGCUCUGGUCAAAGUCUUCAACACCUACAUCCGCAGAUACAUCCUGAAGUUCUGCAUCGUGGGAUGGGGUCUCCCUGCAGUGCUGGUCGGGAUUGUCGUCACGGUGAAUAAGAAUUAUUACGGCAUUCUGGAGGACGGCGAAGAUGAGUCGGGGAAGAUGUGUUGGAUCAGAGAAAUGAGCGUCUUCUACACCACCUGCGUGGGUUACUUCUGCCUGGUGUUUCUGCUCAACGUCGCCAUGUUUGUGGUGGUGAUGAUGCAGAUUUGCGGGCGCAACGGCAAACGCAGCAACCGCACGCUGCGAGAGGAGGUCCUACGAAACCUGCGGAGCGUGGUCAGCCUCACCUUCCUGCUCGGCAUGACAUGGGGCUUCGCCCUGUUCGCCUGGGGUCCCGUCUACCUGGCCUUCACAUACCUGUUUACCAUCUUCAACUCUCUGCAAGGUCUCUUCAUCUUCAUCUUCCACUGUGCUCUGAAAGAAAACGUGCAGAAGCAGUGGAGGAGAUAUCUCUGCUGUGGCCCCUACAGGCUGUCAGACAACUCGGACUGGAGUAAGACGGCCACCAACAACACGAAGAAGGUGAGCUCAGAAAACCUGGCCAAGUCCCUGUCUUCCAGCUCCUUUGGCUCCAGCACCGCCAACUGGACCUCCAAGGCAAAGGCUACGCUCACGCCAUUCACCAAACGAAACAGAAACCCAGAUAAAUGUUACUCCAUCCAGACCGGCCCCAAGUGCAUCUCCUCCUGCUCUUCCUCCUCGGACGUGGAGCCGUGCUCGUCUUCCUCCUCGUCCUCCAUCCUCCCCGUCAGCCAGAUGAUCGACAAGGUGAAAGGUUACUGCUCCACACGCACCGACAACUUCUACAAGAACAUCAUCAUGUCCGACAGCUUCGCCAACUGCACCAGGUUGUAGGCCAGCGGAGCCUCGAGCUCCAGGACAAAGCGCUCGCUUUGGUCCACAAACGUUCGAAUCCCAACUUCACGAGGCUUCGAAAAGAGGAAGAAGGGAAUCACUGAUGAGUUGCUCCACACCCACGUCGUCCUCACAUCUUUGCUGUCCAAUGAAUUCUUUGGUUAUGAUCUUCCUCGUUCUGUUUCUUUGGAGAGAAGCUCGGAAGCUUCUGGCCUGGAUCCUGCUCUGGAACAUUUACUUUCCCAUCCAGCUUCUCAGCGCCACCUCUGCAGGAAACAUGACAUUUUACCACGUUUAACUGUGGAUUCUGUUUGCAGAUGUCAGCACUGCGUCUUGUUUUUACUGUUUUAGUCUGAGACGCAGCAGAAGUUUUUUAUUUCAUGAAGGGACGGCACAACAAACACCUCAAGUUUGAGUUCAAUCCUUAAAACAAAAAAUCUACACAAAACUGAUUCUUAAAAUUUAUGUGAAAAGUAUUUAAAUAUCUAACGAUUUUGGCCAUUUUAAAUGUAAUAAAGCCAAUAACAUAACUUAUGCAAUAUGAUUUUGGAGCCAAUAAUGUAAAAAUUGAUCAUGUUUUUUAUUGUUUGUUGUUGCAUUUUUGAAGAAUUCUUUCAAAAUGCCAUAACUUUCUUUAUAAGACUUUAUUCCUAAAAAAAUACACAAUUCUUUUGCCGUUUUUGUGGCAUUUUAAAAUAGUCCAAAUUAUUACAUUAUUGGUUUCUACAACUGCGAUGGCAACCAGGUGUACCUGUCCAGGUGUACCUGCCUCCCACCUGGUAAUUGCUGGGAUAGGCUCCAGCUUCCCCGCGACCCUGAAUUGGACGAAGUGGUCCAGAAAAUAAAUAAAUAAAUCAACGAACAAAUGGUUUCUACACAUACUUUGUGCCUCUUCACAGCUGAUGUGUAUUUAAUGCUGCAGGACCUUUUCAGUCAGUUACUGGUUCUGUUUAGUCAGAUUCACCAAGUCUUUUUGCCUCCUGCACCCCACAGUGAAGUUCAGUCUGAACCAAAACAGUCUUGUUUAUUCAGAAUGACUGAGAUACACGUCAACAUUCACCUGAAGUCAGCUCCACAGCUCGUAUUUAAAUAUUACCAACGACAUGCAGAUCAAGCCUGCAGAGCAUCUGGAUGCUAACACAGCUAGCACAAACACAGACACUCAUUCUGAAGAGUUUUUCCAACCGCUCCCUCAGCUAAGACGAGAUCAACUUGAGGUGUUCUCUGUGGCUGAUCCCAGAAUUUCCUGCAGCUUCAUUUUCUGACAGGAGCUACAGCAGCUGAGAGCUCUGCGCGCUGCAGACGGACAACCAGAUGCUUCCUGAUGUGCUCAGCUCUCCGCCGCCGUUGGAGAGCAUUGUUCUGCUCAAUGCAGCGGUUAUAGUGUGCAGUAAGAAAUGUGUACAUUGCUCCAUGUAAUCCAGUAACGAAAACCUGGCCCUCCUGGAAUCUGCUCUAACGGCAGCAGCAGAACCAGAGACUGAGGGUCACCGGUUAGGCCACACAUGUUCAUAAAAGCCAAGCGUCUCCGCCAUGAUAAGGUGUGUUUAAGAGCUGCAGGGUGGUCAGAGACGCUGAUGCCAUUCUACUGUAUCAUAACAAAACAGAGUCGCCGACCUGGCCACCAGACCCUAUAUGAGGAAAUGAGGAGGGAGGGGAGAAGGAUAAACACAAGGUGGAGAGAACAGUCUGGUUGGGAAUGUCAGCUGUAAUGUUGUCCUCGUUGUCCUUUUUUAAUACUGUGAUGUUAAAACAGACCAUGUGUGCAUGUUUGUGUGUGUGUGUGGAGCCAUAUCCUCUGUAAAUAUUGAUCUAUCUGUUCUUUAGUGUAACUGUGUGCAGAUGCUGUUGUUGGGUGCAGGAGGGGUCACGUAGGCCCAAGCGUUGUGUAACUCCCUCAUUUGUGGAGGCUCGCGGUCUGCUGCCCGGCUGCUCCGGGACAAAAAACAUGGCAACAAAGCGAGCAGAAACCGUGAUGAUAAAACUACGAACACACAGGCCGGUCGAUCAUGGAGCUCUCUGAUUUAAAUCCAUUAAAGACGAGUUGGUCUGGCAGCAUCCAGGCUCGUCAGCUCGUUUCUCAGAUUCUAAACUUUCACAUGUCCAGAAAUUAUCUUUAAUGUUCUUUCACAGCGAUUCCAUCUGCAUGUCAUAAGUUUUUUUAUUUUCAUCAUUUAUGCUUCAAAAUGGAUUUUUGUUCAUGGAAAAUUGGUCGUUUUGCAUUUUACUCAGCAGCUGUUGAGAUGUUAUCGGUCAGAGAGCUAAAGGGUCAGUCCGCCCAGAUCACGACACAAGUGGCUAAUUUUGCCGUUAUUACAAACAGAUCCGGCUCACAACGGGCAUUUCAGUUCACUCAAACCUGAGGGCCACAGAAAAACAGUCACUUUUCAUGUGAAAAACCAUCCAGGUUCCUCUGUGAGGUGGAAAAGGCCCAAAGCAGCUGGGAUUUAAUGAGGCUGUUUGGUGCUUUUGUUUUUCUCAGUUCUCUCUUUCUUUGACACGAAGCCUAAAAUCCACUUUGAGAGAAACGACAGUUUCUCACAGAAAACAUUACUAGUGACAGAUUUGCUGUUUUCCUUCAUUAAUUCAGCUGCAACUUGCCUGUUUUCAUGUGUGAUUGUACUGUGGAUGCCAUGAAAAUUUCCCGUUCCAGUCUGAAACUGACCUUCUGGUUCAGCUGAGGUUGAAGUUGAAGUGUGCAGUUCAUCCGUUUUGGGCACGUUGCUUCAAAAGCAUUAGUUCAUUUGAGUAAAAACAAGGCUGUAAAACUUGUUUCAGUACAUAUUUGGUGAAAAGAUUGUGUUAGUUACUUAUGAAACGUUCUUUAUCUGCAAGUAAAAACGAUUCUUAAAUCAUUAUUUCAUGAUUUAAAGACCUUUCAGGACAGUAAAUUAAAGCGUUACCUGGUCAGCUGCAGAGAUAUCUGUUAAUAUUUAAUAAAGAAAAGAUGGGAUUUAACUUCUUUUAAGCUCUUCUGUUUUAGCUUUAAGUUGAGGAGUACUUUCUGUGCGAAGGAAGCAGCUUUGGCUGUUAAACGGUAUUUUAGUGGUGGAUGUUUGAACCCUACAUCGCUUCGAUUCAUCUUCUGGUUUGAACUUUCUGAGGCCAUAAAAGAAAAUCUUGUAAUUUAUGAUGCUUUGGAUCAUUUUAUGGUGAUGAUUUAUCACCACCUUGAAAUAACAAGAGAAAUUCCCUUAGAAGUGCUAAGUGGAAAAACUGAUCGCUGCAGUCCAGCGUGGGUUUGUGGCAUCAUUUAAAUGAAGAUUCUGUUGCAGGGAGGAGGAGAUGCCCAUGAGAUGCCUUUUCCUGCUGUUUGUUUCACCUGAAUCUGGUUUCAUUGGUUGCUUUGCAGCAGCAGCUAAUGUCCCGAUAGGCUCCCCUGGUUCACCUGAGUUGAGCGGUGAAACUUGGAGGAGGAAAACAGAGACCUGUUUGACAUCUUUUAGACACUCGGGUUUGGAGUUCAGCCUCUGGAUCUUCCCCCAGCAGCUGCUGGUGGGCCGGGCCUCCAUCAUGGAGCUGGCGCCAGCGGUGCUGAAGUGUGUGGUCAGCACACUCUGUACCCACCGUUAGGCACCCGGACCCACCUUCCUCUUUUCUUUUGCCCAGAUGUUGUAGUCGCCCCACAGCAACAAACCCCCAGAGAUGCUGAGAGAAGAGGUGAGGCCUCUUUGGCAUAACUUGUUUUGUUACUGAGUUCAGCUGGAGGGUGGAAACACAUCCUCUGUUUUCUGUGGUGUGUUAACGGUGCAGAGCUGGAUGGGGGAUAAAGGAAGAUUAAAGCUCCAGGAGAUUAUUUGGCUGCUUGUAUGUCUGUCAUCAAACAUGUUGGCCUUGGAGCCGUCGUCCUGGUUCUAGCUGUCAAUUUUAACCACGUUAAACAACAUCAACUCCAGAAACGUGGAUCUCUGGAUGCCGUUUUCCAGUUAUCCUGCUCAGGACUGUUGAGGUUUAAGAGGCGAAGAAGCUCUCCUGUGGCGGCGGGAAGUGAUGUGUCCAGCAGAGCCAAGUUUUUCUCCCAACCAGACCGUUCCUUUUCAAACCUUCUCCACUGGUUAAAUUCAGCCGACCAAACUGGCUUUACUAGUGGAACAGACCAAACUGAUCCACUCACAGCGUCUCCAAACCAAAAUAAUCCAACAAACACAAUUUCUGCUCAGCAGCUUUAAGAAAAUGUAUUUUGAACCUCUUUUAUUCCAUUUUUCCUUACUAAAUGUGUUCCAUCUUUUUCCAGGUUAGCGAAUUUUCUUUAAAAGCUGCUCAUUGUACUUUGGAUCUUGUAAAGAAGGAAACGCUUCAUUAAUCUGAAUCUCUUACUCAAAUAAUGAAUCUUCAACCUUAGUCUUCAUCUUAAAGUUCAGAGGAACAAAAUUUACUGCUGUACUUGUUUUUGUGGGUUUAACGGAGAAUUGAUGCCUAAAUUAUUAUUUUCUGAGUCUUUAUAGUAAAUGUGUUCUUUUCCUGACAGCCGACCCAAUAAUAUUAAGGAAAGAAAGGAAAAGGAAGCACAGAUUUCCUCCCGAAAACCUUGAAUGAGAAAUGGUGGAAAAUGAAAACUAUGAAGCUUUACUUGCAGAUUAAAAGUUUAGAAACGAGGACGUCUGAGAAUUUGUUCUCCAGCUUCUCAUUUUUAACUGUAGUUGAUGACUUUCUCCUAAUUUUGGCACAUUUCUGACCCUUUUUCUCUGCCUGUCGAGCAGCUCGGUGCAGAAACCUGCUCAGAUAUUUCAACACAAAUCACCUCAAAUAAACUUGAUUUCUGUGUGUUUCUGGUCUGGAGGUUGGAUGCAGGCUGAGGUCGGACUCAGUAAAACCUGGACUCUCACACUGACAGCAACGCCGCUCGGUUACUCGGACUGGAGGAAAAAACUGUGAUGAUGAUGCAUUUAUAACCGUUUCAUCCGAGCUGAACUGUUUCAUCUCUAAUCACUUCUGUUUCCUCCCACAUCUUCUGUGUACAGUUGUCUUAAUUUAAAUAUUUUUAGUGCCUGUAAACUGUUUAGUUGGUGAAUAUUUCCGAGCUUUGUAUUUGUAUUAUCGUGGUUCCUGCACCCUUUUCUGUGAUGUUUGAAGGUUUUUCAGUGAUGUUAUUUGCUUCACUCUCAACAAUAAAGGGAAUAAAGUUGUGAAAUGUUCAGA
Messenger RNA from Melanotaenia boesemani (Boeseman's rainbowfish), 9356 nucleotides. RefSeq names its product adhesion G protein-coupled receptor G6 (gene adgrg6). Bases 162 to 4217 code for a protein of 1351 amino acids. Gene Ontology annotation, molecular function: laminin binding; G protein-coupled receptor activity. The transcript is spliced from 34 exons. Gene Ontology annotation, cellular component: membrane. The record is from RefSeq and is a predicted model, not a curated record. Lineage: Eukaryota; Metazoa; Chordata; Actinopteri; Atheriniformes; Melanotaeniidae. Gene Ontology annotation, biological process: heart trabecula formation; cell surface receptor signaling pathway; adenylate cyclase-activating G protein-coupled receptor signaling pathway.